This is a messenger RNA of Cornus florida, 1411 nucleotides long. Its product is annotated as dirigent protein 24-like. The transcript has a single exon. Lineage: Eukaryota; Viridiplantae; Streptophyta; Magnoliopsida; Cornales; Cornaceae. The coding region runs from base 5 to 1411 and encodes 468 amino acids. The record is from RefSeq and is a predicted model, not a curated record.
UCAAAUGAGGCCAUGUACCAACUCCAUCCCAUCAACUCCAACUCUCAUUGCAUACUGCUCAAACUAUUUAUACACAUUCAGGCUCCACUCGAAUCUGCAACAAGAUCACCAUCUCACAGCUGACCUUCUCACUUCUCUUCUCAACGCCCCUCUUCACAAAACCAAAAUGCCCAAAACUCCUGUGCUUAUCUCCAAAACACUCAAGGCCACCAUCUAUCUCCUGUUGCUUGCCAUCACCCUCAAAUGUGCCAACUCAGCCCGGAUCCUUGACGAAGUGGAACCACAACCUCCGAUCGAAGCAGAUGCCCCUGAUGCAUCCGAUCCGAUGGCAACAGAUGUCUCUGAUGUGACACCUGUGGUGAACCCUGCCACCCCAUUACCAAGUGGACAAAUUCCAGCCAAUGCAGGUGCUGUGGCACCAGUAGCUGGCCCUUCCACCACGUCACCAAGUGGACCAGCCCCAGUUGUGCUGCCUAGCACCACGGUGGCUCCUACUGCUGAUGUGCCCGAUGCCGUGACAACGGCGCCGGUGGCAACCCCUACCACCACAUCAGCUGGUGGGACUGCUACGGUUGCCACCAGUAGUGCCGCUGUCACUCCUACUGUUGAUGUGCCUGAUACCGUAGCAGCACCUGCAGCUGCUGUGGUGCCAGUGGCAACUCCUGCUGCUGCAUCAGCUGGUGGGACAGCUACAGUUGCUGCUGCAUCAGCAAAUCCGGACCCACAACACCCUGCAUUGUCCUUCUUCAUGCAUGAUAUCCUAGGUGGAUCACACCCAUCAGGCAAGGUGGUCACCGGGAUUGUGGCCAACUCUGAUCUCAACGGCACUCCUUUCUCCAAACCCAGCAGUCAAGUCCUCCCAACCAAUGGUGGUGUCCCACUGGUAAAUGGUGCUAAUGGCAUCAUCAACAGUAACAAUGCCCCAUUCCUCAUAGGCCUCAAUGGUUCACCAACCUCCAUACAAAACAAUGGUAACAACAAUGUACCCGUGGGUGGCAACUUACCAUUUGUCACAGCCGGUCAACUUCCAGCUGGCACAACCCUUCAACAGAUCAUCUUUGGUUCAAUCACUGUGGUUGACAACGAAUUAACCGAAGGGCACGAGCUAGGAUCCUCUGUGCUUGGUAAAGCACAAGGAUUCUACUUGUCAAGCUCAUUGGAUGGUAGCAGCCACACGAUCAUCCUAACAGCAUUGUUCCAUGGUGGUGAUCAUGAGGUAGACGACACCAUUAGUUUCUUUGGGGUCCAUCGCACGGCCUCACACGUGUCACAUCUUGUUGUGAUUGGUGGAACUGGCAAGUAUGAGAAUUCAAAAGGGCAUGCCACCAUUGAGACAAUUCGUCAUGAAGAUCAGCACACCACAGAUGGUGUGGAAACAAUCACCCAGUUCAAUGUUUAUCUCACCCUCUAG